UCAUCUGACGUCACUGCCGCACCUGCGCAGCCAUCUUGUAUUCUAAGCGAUAGGGAGAGGGAAGAAAAAAGAAAAAUAAACCUGUCUGAGAAGAAGAUACAUUUUUAAAAGGCCCUUUGUAAAUACAUGUCUGUAAAACGUAAAUAAGGACAGGUGAAGAGAGUGUGAUAAGUAUAUUGUUAACUAGCUAUCUACCUAACCUGAACAUAUCGCGUCCAUUCGACUCAUUUGCUUCCAGCAGGAGAGAAAGAGAGGAACUGAGGAGACGAACCAUCGACUGAAAAAAAACUGAGUCUGACCGGAGACACGCCAUGAAUCCCGAAUAUGAUUAUCUAUUCAAGCUCCUCCUGAUUGGUGAUUCUGGUGUUGGCAAGUCCUGCCUCCUGCUUCGAUUUGCUGAUGACACCUACACAGAGAGCUACAUUAGUACCAUUGGGGUUGACUUCAAGAUCCGCACCAUUGAGCUGGAUGGCAAGACCAUCAAACUGCAGAUUUGGGACACAGCCGGCCAGGAGCGGUUCCGCACCAUCACCUCCAGCUACUACCGGGGAGCCCACGGCAUCAUCGUGGUGUACGACGUCACGGACCAGGAGUCCUACAACAACGUGAAGCAGUGGCUGCAGGAGAUCGAGCGCUACGCCAGCGAGAACGUCAACAAGCUGCUGGUGGGGAACAAGUGUGACCUCACCACCAAGAAGGUGGUGGACUACACCACCGCCAAGGAGUUUGCCGACUCCCUGUCCAUCCCCUUCCUGGAGACCAGCGCCAAGAACGCCACCAACGUGGAGCAGGCCUUCAUGACCAUGGCGGCGGAGAUCAAGAAGCGCAUGGGGCCGGGGGCCACGGCCGGCGGGGACAAGCCCAACCUGAAAUUCGACAGCACCCCCGUCAGGCAGUCCGGGGGGGGCUGCUGCUAGAGACUCUGCCCCUCACCAGCACAACCACCACCACCACCACCACCCCCCCCCCCCUUCGUCUGCCCUGGCCCGUCCUCUCCGCUCCCCCCCCUCCUCCUCCUCCUCCUACUCCUCCUCCUCUUCUCUCCCUCCUCCGCCCCCUUUCCUCUCCUGGAGAGAUUGGAGAGAGGAGUAUGAGUGGGAAAGGUCAUGGGUAAGGGCUCCUGACUUACCGGCCUGCCAUCUCCAUUUUGUCCCCCUAUACAGACUGAGAGAGAGAGGGAGGGAGGGAGGGAGUGAGAGAAAGGGAGGGAGGGAGGGAGUGAGAGAGAGACAUGGGAGGGUGCACAUUUCAGCCAUUUUUGUCUAGCUCCCCCACCCCAUUUUGGUCUAGCCCUCCUCUUUUUUACCGAGGGAAGAGAAGAAAUGCAUUGGACUUGGGAGAGGGGUGAUGCCAUAUAUUAGUUUCAAAUUCCGUUUUACAUAUCAUGCACACUUGUACACACACACACACAGCCUGCUAACUGACAUGCAUACAUUUUUGGGUGACAGCAAAUUAGCGUACAUGUCAUUCAGCUCAAAGAAAACGGUUGCAGAAGAAAUCGGCAAUAUUCAGCGUUCUCAUCAUGACCGUCAGGUUUUUAUCAUUAUUAUUAUUAUUAUUGCAGUUGUGAUGUUUUUUUUUAUUUCUGAUUUUUCUGAUUUGUUUUUAAAUCUGGAAUGCUUGUACUGCUCACAAAUAAGCUUGCAUAACCUGG
Molecule: messenger RNA, 1654 nt
Organism: Anguilla rostrata (American eel)
Lineage: Eukaryota; Metazoa; Chordata; Actinopteri; Anguilliformes; Anguillidae
Product: ras-related protein Rab-1B-like
Exons: 6
Coding region: 312-917 (201 amino acids)
Biological process (GO): vesicle-mediated transport
Molecular function (GO): GTP binding; GTPase activity
Source: RefSeq, a predicted model, not a curated record